GCCAUAGAGCCUCCUACCGGAAGUUCGCCCUCGGCGGUUUGUCCCUUUCCCCGCGGUUCUCCGGGAGCUCCUCCGGGGCUGUCGCGGGGUCCCUAAGCGGGUCGCGGGAUCAUGGCCCUCAACAAGUCCAUGCACGCCCGCAACAGGUACAAGGACAAGCCGCCCGACUUCGCCUCCCUGGCCGCCAAGUACCCGGAGUUCCAGCGGCACGUGCAGGUCAGCUUGUCCGGGAGAGUCAGUGUGAACUUCAAGGAUCCUGAAGCGGUGAGAGCCCUGACGUGCACCCUGCUCAAAGAAGACUUCGGACUACAGAUUGACAUUCCCCUGGAGAGGCUGAUCCCAACGGUUCCCUUGAGGCUCAACUAUAUCCACUGGGUGGAAGAUCUGAUGGCUAUGCAGGAUUCUGCUGGGAAAGGUUCGGUCGUAUGGGGGAUAGAUAUAGGAACUGGCGCGUCUUGCAUUUAUCCGUUACUUGGAGCAACUUUGAAUGGGUGGCACUUCAUUGCCACAGAAGUGGACGACGUGUGUUUCAGCUAUGCCAAAAAAAACGUGGAGCAGAACAAUUUGUCUGAUCUCAUCAAAGUGGUCAAAGUGCCACAAAAGACACUCCUGUUGGAUGCUCUGGAACAAGAGUCUGAAGUUAUCUAUGACUUCUGCAUGUGCAACCCUCCCUUUUUCGCCAACCAACUGGAAGCAAAGGGAGUCAAUUCCCGCAACCCCAGAAGACCUCCUCCCAGCUCGGUCAACACAGGAGGAAUCACCGAGAUCAUGGCUGAAGGGGGAGAACUUGAAUUUGUCAAGAGGAUCAUCCACGACAGCCUGCAGCUGAAGAAAAGGCUCAGGUGGUACAGUUGUAUGUUGGGAAAGAAAUGCAGCUUGGCACCCCUGAAAGAGGAGCUUCGAGUCCACGGAGUUUCCAAAGUUACCCACACAGAAUUCUGCCAAGGGCGCACGAUGAGGUGGGCGCUGGCGUGGAGCUUCUAUGAAAAUGUCAAAGUGCCGUCACCCCCUUCCAAGAAAAGAAAACUUGAAAAAGCCCGGAAGCCGAUUACUUUCCUAGUUUUGGCAUCAACAAUGAAAGAAUUAGUCACUAAAGCUUCGUCCGCGGGACUAGAUGCUUCUGAAGGGACGAAAGCAGUUGCGGCAUGGAUUAAAAAAAUUCUCAGUGAUCUCAAGGUUCAGCACAAAAGCAUCCCUUGCGGAAAAGACGAAGUCAGCCUGUUUCUAACCGCUUUGGAAAACUCCUGGAUUCAUUUAAGGAGGAAGAAAAGAGAACGGGUCAGACAGCUGCGUGAACUUCCUCGAGCUUCCGUAGAUUUCCUGCUUGUCCCGGAAGAGAAAGAGAACCCCCAGAAAAUUGCUAGUGAAACCAUAGAGUGUGAAGAAACCGAGGCUGGAAAUACUGAAGGAGGCUCCCUAGAACUUGAAUCCUUAGAGGGUGAUAGUCUAAGUAAUUCCACUCCUGUUAAGGAGGGUGAUAGCCAAGCAGGUACCGAGGAAAGCGGCCACGCAGGACAGCCAGCGGUUGACGUAGCAGGCUCCAAAGAAUCUAAUGACUCAAAGGCCAAAGCUUUUGGCCUGGCUAGCCAAGCUGCUGAAAUUGGGCAGCGUUCCAGCCUCUCGAACGAAUGGUUCCUUUUCAAGUGCGUCUUGAACGUGAAAAGAGAAGGGGAAGAUUCCUUGGUGGAAAUGCAUUGGGUCGAAGGACAAAACAGGGAUUUGAUGAACCAGUUAUGCACCUACUUAAAGAACCAGAUCUUUCGACUGGUUGCGACUUGAGUGUUUCCGUUAAGGGAGCAAAAGAAAUGACAUUGGUCUUAUUUUUGUAAUCCUGCUUUAGUGUCAAUACGUUUAAUGACAUCUGUGCUGACUAUUUUUAAGCUUCCCUUUUAAAGUGUGAAAUCUGGGGACUCUCUAAUGGCACAAGUAGAAGCUUAGAUUGAUUAAAGUAGAGAGCUACCAAGCGGCAUUGAAAAA
Molecule: messenger RNA, 1977 nt
Organism: Sphaerodactylus townsendi
Lineage: Eukaryota; Metazoa; Chordata; Lepidosauria; Squamata; Sphaerodactylidae
Gene: METTL16
Product: methyltransferase 16, N6-methyladenosine
Exons: 9
Coding region: 112-1779 (555 amino acids)
Biological process (GO): rRNA base methylation
Cellular component (GO): nucleus
Molecular function (GO): 23S rRNA (adenine(1618)-N(6))-methyltransferase activity
Source: RefSeq, a predicted model, not a curated record